This is a messenger RNA of Astyanax mexicanus (Mexican tetra), 10357 nucleotides long. RefSeq lists its product as uncharacterized. Bases 6821 to 7807 code for a protein of 328 amino acids. The transcript has 2 exons. The record is from RefSeq and is a predicted model, not a curated record. NCBI's taxonomy places the organism in Eukaryota, Metazoa, Chordata, Actinopteri, Characiformes, Acestrorhamphidae.
CAGCCCGGACAGAGGGAACUCAGCAUGGACAGAGGGAUUUCAGCUCGGACAGAGGGAGCUCAGCCCAGACAGAGGGAGUUUAUCACGGACAGAGGGAGUUCAGCACGGACGGAGGGAGUUCAGCACGAACAGUGGAAGCUCAGCACGGACAGAGGGAGCUUGGCACGGACAGUAGAAGCUCGGCAUGGACAGAGGGAACUCAGCCUGGACAGUGGAAGAUCAGCCCGGACAGUGGAAGCUGAGCAUGGACAGAGGGAACUCAGCAUGGACAGAGGGAGUUCAGCUCGGACAGAGGCAGCUCAGCCUAGGCAGAGGGAGUUUAUCACAGACAGAGGGAGCUCAGCACGGACAGAGGGAGCUCAGCCCGAACAGUGGAAGCUCAGCACGGACAGAGGGAGCUCAACACGGACAGUAAGCUCAGCACAGACAGAGAGAGCUCAGCAGGGACAGAGGGAGCUCAGCAUAGACAGAGGGAGCUCAGCCUGAACACAGGGAGCUUGGCACGGACAGUAGAAGCUCAGCACAGACAGAGGGAGCUUAGCACGGACAGAGGGAGCUCAACACGAACAGUGGGAGCUCGGCACGGACAGAGGGAGCUCAGCCUGGACAGUGGAAGCUCAGCCCAGACAGUGGAAGCUCAGCACGGACAGAGGGAACUCAGCCUGGAGAGUGGAAGCUCAGUCCGGACAGUGGAAGCUCAGCAUGGACAGAGGGAACUCAGCAUGGACAGAGGGAGUUCAGCUCGGACAGAGGGAGCUCAGCCCAACCAGAGGGAGUUUAUCACGGACAGAGGGAGUUCAGCACGGACAGAGGGAGAUCAACACGGACAGAGGGAGUUCAGCACGGACAGAGGGAGUUCAGCACGGACAGAGGGAGUUUGGCACGGAAAGAGGGAGCUUGGCACGGACAGCUGAAGCACGGCACGGACAGAGGGAGCUCAUCACGGACAGUGUAAACUCAGCACAGACAGUAGAAGCUCAGCACAGACAGAGGGAGCUUGGCAAGGACAGAGGGAGCUCAGCCUGGACAGUGGAAGCUCAGCCCUGACAGUGGAAGCUUAGCACGGACAGAGGGAACUCAGCCUGGACAGUGGAAGCUCAGCCCGGACAGUGGAAGCUCAGCAUGGACACAGGGAACUCAGCAUGGACAGAGGGAGCUCAGCCCAGACAGAGGGAGUUUAUCACGGACGGAGGGAGUUCAGCACGAACAGAGGGAGCUCAGCCCGAACAGUGGAAGCUCAGCCCGGACAGUGUAAGCUCAGCACGGACAGAGGGAACUCAGCAUGGACAGAAGGAGCUCAGCCGAGACAGAGGGAGUUUAUCACGGACAGAGGGAGUUCAGCACGAACAGAGGGAGCUCAGCCUGGACAGUGGAAGCUCAGCCCGGACAGUGGAAGCUCAGCACGGACAGAGGGAACUCAGCCUGGACAGUGGAAGCUCAGCCCGGACAGUGGAAGCUCAGCAUGGACAUAGGGAACUCAGCUUGGACAGAGGGAGCUCAGACCAGACAGAGGGAGUUUAUCAUGGACAGAGGGAGUUCAGCACGAACAUAGGGAGCUCAGCCCGAACAGUGGAAGCUCAGAAUGGACAUAGGGAGCUCGGCACGAACAGCUGAAGCACGGCACGGACAGAGGGAGCUCAACACGGACAGUGUAAGCUCAGCACAGACAGAGAGAGCUCAGCAUGGACAGAGGGAGCUCAGCCUGAACAGAGGGAGCUUGGCACGGACAGUAGAAGCUCAGCACAGACACAGGGAGCUUACCACUGACAGAGGGAGCUCAACACAAACAGUGGGAGCUCGGCACGGACAGAGGGAGCUCAGCCUGGACAGAGGGAGCACAGCCUGGACAGUGGAAGCUCAGCACAGACAUAGGGAACUCAGCCUGGACAGUGGAAGCUCAGCCCGGACAGUGGAAGCUCAGCAUGGACAGAGGGAACUCAGCAUGGACAGAGGGAGUUCAGCUCGGACAGAGGGAGCUCAGCCCAGACAGAGGGAGUUUAUCACGGACACAGGGAGUUUAUCACGGACAGAGGGAGUUCAGCACGGACAGAGGGAGUUCAGCACGGACAGAGGGAGCUCGGCACGGACAGAGGGAGCUUGGCACGGACAGUAGAAGCUCGGCAUGGACACAGGGAACUCAGCCUGGACAGUGGAAGCUCAGCAUGGACGGAGGGAACUCAGCAUGGACAGAGGGAGUUCAGCUCGGACAGAGGGAGCUCAGCCCAGACAGAUGGAGUUUAUCACGGACAGAGGGAGUUCAGCACGGACGGAGGGAGUUCAGCACGAACAGUGGAAGCUCAGCACGGACAGAGGGAGCUUGGCACGGACAGUAGAAGCUAGGCAUGGACAGAGGGAACUCAGCCUGGACAGUGGAAGAUCAGCCCGGACAGUGGACGCUCAGCAUGGACAGAGGGAACUCAGCAUGGACAGAGGGAGUUCAGCUUGGACAUAGGGAGCUCAGCCUAGACAGAGGGAGUUUAUUACGGACAGAGGGAGCUCAGCACGGACAGAGGGAGCUCAGCCCGAACAUUGGAAGCUCAGCACGGACAGAGGGAGCUCAACACGGACAGUAAGCUCAGCACAGACAGAGAGAGCUCAGCAUGGACAGAGGGAGCUCAGCCUGAACAUAGGGAGCUUGGCACGGACAGUAGAAGCUCAGCACGGACAUAGGGAGCUUAGCACGGACAGAUGGAGCUCAACACGAACAGUGGGAGCUCGGCACGGACAGAGUGAGCUCAGCCUGGACAGUGGAAGCUCAGCCCAGACAGUGGAAGCUCAGCACGGACAGAGGGAACUCAGCCUGGAGAGUGGAAGCUCAGCCCGGACAGUGGAAGCUCAGCAUGGACAUAGGGAGUUCAGCUCAGACAGAGGGAGCUCAGCCCAACCAUAGGGAGUUUAUCACGGACAGAGGGAGUUCAGCACGGACAGAGGGAGCUCAACACGGAUAGAGGGAGUUCAGCACGGACAGAGGGAGCUUGGCACGGAAAGAGGGAGCUUGGCACGGACAGUAGAAGCUCAGCAUGGACAGAGGGAGCUUAGCACGGACAGAGGGAGCUCAGCACGGACAGAGGGAGCUCAGCACGGACAGAGGGAGCUCGGCACGGACAGAUGGAGCUCAGCCCGAACAGUGGAAGCUCAGCAUGGACAUAGGGAGUUUGGCAUGGACAUAGGGAGCUUGGCAUGGACAGAGGGAUCUCGGCACGAACAGCUGAAGCACGGCACGGACAGAGGGAGCUCAGCACAGACAGAGAGAGCUCAGCAUGGAGAGAGGGAGCUCAGCCUGAACAGAGGGAGCUUGGCACGGACAGUAGAAGCUCAGCACAGACAGAGGGAGCUUAGCACGGACAGAGGGAGCUCGACACGAACAUUGGGAGCUCGACACGGACAGAGGGAGCUCAGCCUGGACAGUGAAAGCUCAGCCCGGACAGUGGAAGCUCAGCACGGACAGAGGGAACUCAGCCUGGACAGUGGAAGCUCAGCCUGGACAGUGGAAGCUCAGCAUGGACACAGGGAACUCAGCAUGGACAGAGGGAGUUCAGCUCGGACAGAAGGAGCUCAGCCCAGACAGAGGGAGUUUAUCACGGACAGAGGGAGUUCAGCACGGACAGAGGGAGUUCAGCACGGACAGAGGGAGUUCAGCACGGACAGAGGGAGCUUGGCACGGACAGAGGGAGCUUGGCAUGGACAGUAGAUGCUCGGCAUGGACAUAGGGAGCUCAGCACAGACAGAGGGAGCUCAGCACGGACAGAGGGAGCUCGGCACGGACAGAGGGAGCUCAGCCCGAACAGUGGAAGCUCAGCACCGACAGAGGGAGUUUGGCACGGACAGAGCGAGCUUGGCACGGACAGAGGGAGCUUGGCACGUACAGAGGGAGCUUGGCACGGACAGUAGAUGCUCGGCAUGGACAGAGGGAGCUCAGCACGGACAGAGAGAGCUCAGCACGGACAGAGGGAGCUCGGCACGGACAGAUGGAGCUCAGCCUGAUUAGUGGAAGCUCAGCACCGACAGAGGGAGUUUGGCACGGACAGAGGGAGCUUGGCACGGACAGUGGAAGCUCGGCACGGACAGUGGAAGCUCGGCAUAGACAGAGGGAGCUCGGCACGAACAGCUGAAGCACGGCACGGACAGAGGGAGCUCAACACGGACAGUGUAAGCUCAGCACAGACAGAGAGAGCUCAGCAUGGACAGAGGGAGCUCAGCCUGAACAGAGGGAGCUUGGCACGGACAGUAGAAGCUCAGCACGGACAGAGGGAGCUUGGCAUGGACAGAGGGAGCUCGGCACGAACAGCUCAAGCACGGCACAGACAGAGGGAGCUCAACACCGACAGUGUAAGCUCAGCACAGACAUAGAGAGCUCAGCAUGGAGAGAGGGAGCUCAGCCUGAACAGAGGGAGCUUGGCACGGACAGUGGAAGCUCAGCAUGGACACAGGGAACUCAGCAUGGACAGAGGGAGUUCAGCUCGGAUAGAGGGAGCUCAGCCCAGACAGAGGUAGUUUAUCACGGACAGAGGGAGUUCAGCACGGACAGAGGGAGCUUGGCACGGACAGAGGGAGCUUGGCACGUACAGUAGAUGCUCGGCAUGGACAGAGGGAGCUCAGCACAGACAGAGGCAGCUCAGCACGGACAGAGGGAGCUCGGCACGGACAGAGGGAGCUCAGCCCGAACAGUGGAAGCUCAGCACUGACAGAGGGAGUUUGGCACGGACAGAGGGAGCUUGGCACGGACAGAGGGAGCUUGGCACGGACAGAGGGAGCUUAGCACGGACAGAUGGAGCUCAUCACAAACAGUCUGAGCUCGGCACGGACAGAUGGAGCUCAGCCUGGACAGUGGAAGCUCAGCCCAGACAGUGGAAGCUCAGCACGGACAGAGGGAACUCAGCCUGGAGAGUGGAAGCUCAGCCCGGACAGUGGAAGCUCAGCAUGGACAUAGGGAACUCAGCAUGGACAGAGGGAGUUCAGCUCGGACAGAGGGAGCUCAGCCUAACCACAGGGAGUUUAUCACGGACAGAGGGAGUUCAGCACGGACAGAGGGAGCUCAACACGGACAGAGGGAGUUCAGCACGGACAGAGGGAGUUCAGCACGGACAUAGGGAGCAUGGCACGGAAAGAGGGAGCUUGGCACGGACAGUAGAAGCUCAGCAUGGACAGAGGGAGCUUAGCACGGACAGAUGGAGCUCAGCACGGACAGAGGGAGCUCAGCACGGACAGAGGGAGCUCGGCACGGACAGACGAAGCUCAGCCCAAACAGUGGAAGCUCAGCAUGGACAGAGGGAGUUUGGCAUGGACAGAGGGAGCUCGGCACGGACAGACGAAGCUCAGCCCAAACAGUGGAAGCUCAGCAUGGACAAAGGGAGUUUGGCAUGGACACAGGGAGCUUGGCAUGGACAGAGAGAGCUCAGCAUGGAGAUAGGGAGCUCAGCCUGAACAGAGGGAGCUUGGCACGGACAGUAGAAGCUCAGCACAGACAGAUGGAGCUUAGCACGGACAGAGGGAGCUCGACACGAACAGUGGGAGCUCGACACGGACAGAGUGAGCUCAGCCUGGACAGUGGAAGCUCAGCCCGGACAGUGGAAGCUCAGCACGGACAGAGGGAACUCAGCCUGGACAGUGGAAGCUCAGCCUGGACAGUGGAAGCUCAGCACAGACAGAGAGAGCUCAGCAUGGAGAUAGGGAGCUCAGCCUGAACAGAGGGAGCUUGGCACGGACAGUGGAAGCUUAGCACGGACAGAGGGAACUCAGCCUGGACAGUGGAAGCUCAGCCCGGACAGUGGAAGCUCAGCAUGGACAGAGGGAACUCAGCAUGGACAGAGGGAGCUCAGCCCAGACAGAGGGAGUUUAUCACGGACGGAGGGAGUUCAGCACGAACAGAGGGAGCUCAGCCCGAACAGUGGAAGCUCAGCCCGGACAGUGUAAGCUCAGCACGGACAUAAGGAACUCAGCAUGGACAGAAGGAGCUCAGCCGAGACAGAGGGAGUUUAUCACGGACAGAGGGAGUUCAGCACGAACAGAGGGAGCUCAGCCUGGACAGUGGAAGCUCAGCCCGGACAGUGGAAGCUCAGCAUGGACAGAGGGAACUCAGCUUGGACAGAGGGAGCUCAGCCCAGACAGAGGGAGUUUAUCACGGACAGAGGGAGUUCAGCACGAACAUAGGGAGCUCAGCCCGAACAGUGGAAGCUCAGAAUGGACAGAGGGAGCUCGGCACGAACAGCUGAAGCACGGCACGGACACAGGGGGCUCAACACGGACAGUGUAAGCUCAGCACAGACAGAGAGAGCUCAGCAUGGACAGAGGGAGUUCAGCACGGACAGAAGGAGUUCAGCACGGACAGAGGGAGCUUGGCACGGAAAGAGGGAGCUUGGCACGGACAGUAGAAGCUCGGCAUGGACAGAGGGAGCUUAGCACGGACAGAGGGAGCUCAGCCCGAACAGUGGAAGCUCAGCAUGGACAGAGGGAGUUUGGCACGGACAGAGGGAGCUUGGCAUGGACAGAGGGAGCUCGGCACGAACAGCUGAAGCAUGGCACGGACAGAGGGAGCUCAACACGGACAGUGUAAGCUCAGCACAGACAGAUAGAGCUCAGCAUGGAGAUAGGGAGCUCAGCCUGAACAGAGGGAGCUUGGCACGGACAGUAGAAGCUCAGCACAGACAGAGGGAGCUUAGCACGGACAGAGGGAGCUCAACACGAACAGUGGGAGCUCGACACGGACUGAGGGAGCUCAGCCUGGACAGUGGAAGCUCAACCCGGACAGUGGAAGCUCAGCACGGACAGAGGGAACUCAGCCUGGACAGUGGAAGCUCAGCCCGGACAGUGGAAGCUCAGCAUGGACACAGGGAACUCAGCAUGGACAGAGGGAGUUCAGCUCGGACAGAGGGAGCUCAGCCCAGACAGAGGGAGUUUAUCACGGACAGAGGGAGUUCAGCACGGACAGAGGGAGUUCAGCACGGCAGAGGGAGUUCAGCACGGACAAAGGGAGCUUGGCACGGACAGAGGGAGCUUGGCACGGACAGUAGAUGCUCGGCAUGGACAGAGGGAGCUCAGCACUGACAGAGGGAGCUCAGCACGGACAGAGGGAGCUCGGCACGGACAGAGGGAGCUCAGCCCGAACAGUGGAAGCUCAGCACGGACAGAGGGAGUUUGGCACGGACAGAGGGAGCUUGGCAUGGACAGUGGAAGCUCGGCACGGACAGUGGAAGCUCAGCACGGACAGUGGAAGCUCGGCAUGGACAGAGGGAGCUCGGCACGAACAGCUGAAGCACGGCACGGACAGAGGGAGCUCAACACGGACAGUGUAAGCUCAGCACAGACAGAGAGAGCUCAGCAUGGACAGAGGGAGCUCAGCCUGAACAGAGGGAGCUUGGCACGGACAGUAGAAGCUCAGCACAGACAGAGGGAGCUUAGCACGGACAGAGGGAGCUCAACACGAACAGUGGGAGCUCGGCACGGACAGAGGGAGCUCAGCCUGGACAGUGGAAGCUCAGCCCGUACAGUGGAAGCUCAGCACGGACAGAGGGAACUCAGCCUGGACAGUGGAAGCUCAGCCCGGACAGUGGAAGCUCAGCAUGGACAGAGGGAACUCAGCAUGGACAAAGGGAGUUCAGCUCGGACAGAGGGAGCUCAGCCCAGACAGAGGGAGUUUAUCACGGACAGAGGGAGUUCAGCACGGACAGAGGGAGUUCAGCACGGACAGAGGGAGUUCAGCAUGUACAGAGGGAACUCAGCAUGGACAGAGGGAGUUCAGCUCGGACAGAGGGAGCUCAGCCCAGACAGAGGGAGUUUAUCACGGACAGAGGGAGUUCAGCACGGAUAGAGGGAGUUCAGCACGGACAGAGGGAGUUCAGCACGGACAGAGGGAGUUCAAUCAGCGGGAACUCGAACGCAGCAAAGAGCGCUGAAUUGUCCAUUGGGGAGGCUGGGAUGGUGAAGUUGCUGGAGGACCGCUCCCUCACUUGGGAAGUGGGUACUGCUGAUAUCAAACAGACUUGCUUGCCUGCCUGCCUGUUUCCAAAAGGAACAUUCUCUCAACAAAAGUGGCUGGAGCCCAGUGCUCGGACUGGUGUCCUUCUUCGGCGCAAAUCAACCGCAUCACUGGUUACGCCAUCAGAACAUUACUACCACCAGGUUACACUUACCUGAAAAAAGCCAGGAGCACUGGUCGUGGAGAAGGCUUGGCAGUUAUUUACCACACAGACCUGCAACUGUCCCCUCUUCCUCUUCCCAAGCUGUCCACAUUUGACUGCCUCUUAUUCAAAUAUGUGUCAAAAAUGACUACAACAAUAUUACUUGUCUACCGAACCCCCAAACCCAACCCAGGCUUUAUCACAGAAAUACAGGACCUGCUGACAUUGACUUUGUGCAACAACAUCCAGAGAUGUUAACAUCCACAUGGACUCACCCACAAGUCAAUCUUGACAUUCUUGACUGUGUGCACCUUAAGCAGCAUAUUAAUGUGCCCAAACACAAUAAGGGGCGUACACUUGACCUGCAAUAUGGAAAUAUGGGCAUUUCCGAUCAAAAUGUCAUCUCCAUGGAGCUGUAUUUAACAUGCUUACACUCCAAACCUAAACGUCUAAUCCAGUUCAGAAACCUGAAAAAUAUCAAUCCUGCCACUCUGUCAGGAUAUGAAGGAACUGUCAACUACUUCACACUUUACAUCACUUAAUGACUAUUAUAAUUAUGGCCUUCACAACAUCCUUGAGUCCCAUGCCCCACGAAAACCAAGAACAGUCUCCUUCUCCAGAUGAGCCCUGUGGUUCACUGAUGAGCUGCGGAGAAUGAAGACAGCUGGACGUGUCCUUGAGCGCUGCUAUAUUUCCCCAGACCUGUUUAAAAAGGCCUAUUCUAAAGAUCUAGCCACAGCUCUUGUGGAAUUCUUGAGAAUUCUACUCUCACAUAAUUGGCAAUAAUUCUGGAAACUCAAGACUGUUUUCUACAAUAAGUCACUUACUGAAACCCCAAAUGCACACAUGCAGUGACUAUACAGAAGAGAUCUGUGAAAGGGUAAGACAUUCUUCUCCAACAAGGUAAAAUCCAUCCGCUCUGCCUUACCAUUUCAAUCACCUUCCACACCUUCACCAGUGAUACAGACUCCAGAGCCAGUGACCGUACUUUCUUACUUCACUGACACCACACAGGUGGAGGAAUAUAUUCAGAAAAUGAGGCCCUCCACAUGUUCACUUGAUCCUCUUCCAACUGCACUAAUAAAAGCAAAUAAAGUUAUUAGCCCACUCAUCACUGCACUAAUAAAUAAACCACUGCAAACUGGCCAAGUCCCCCGGUCCUAAAAACUGCUCUCAUUCUUCCACACUUGAAAAACUCUCACUAGAUCCUGAAAACCUGAGAAACUACAGAACCAUCUCCAACCCAGCCCAGCUUCGUCACAGCCUUCAUACACAUAACCUGUAUAAGACUUUUCAAUCUGGUUUCUGCUCUGCACACAGCACAGAGACAGCCCUGGUCAGAGUUACCAAUGACCUGCUGAUGGCUGCUGACCAGGGCCCCCCGUCACUCCUCAUACUCCUGGAUCUCUCCGCCGCUUUCAAUACUGUGGAUCAUAAGAUCCAUAACAUCAUAACAUCCACCAUAGUCUGUCUCUCUGGGACCAUCCUCCAAUGGUUCCAGUCAUACCUCACCGACAAAGCUGAGUAUGUGACCCUGGGGAAAGCCAGGUCAACUCCCCACACUGUCUCCUGUGGGGUCCCUUAAGGGUCAGUGCUUGGAUCAGUACUGUUUACUGUCUACAUGCUCCCUCUGGACCACAUUAUCAGGAAACAUGGACUACCAUUUCACUCCAAUGCGGACGACAGCCAGCUGUAUCUAAAAACAGAUCCCAUCUUCACCCCAUCUAUUAAGGCAUGGAUGUCAAAGAACUUCCUUCAGUUAAACAGCAGCAAAACAGAACAUCCUCAUAGAUACAGCUCUAGCCAGCAAUAUAUUUUUGUUUUAAAAAAACAUGUCAAGUAUUUUUCAAGUUUACAUCGCAAAAUUCAGGAAUAUUGUUUUCCCCUUAUAAAUCAUUAAUCUGUGCAAAAUAAUAUGUCAACAUUAUUUGUCCCCUAUUCAAACACUCUAACUAUGGAACAAAACUAUUUUAAAAAACUAACACACCAUUUCUCUGAUGUCAUGAGAACAAACUAACAUACACUAUGGCCCGGUCCCAUUUCUUUUUUGUACCCCUACCUCUAGUUUGGAGUGUAUUUUUCACCUUAGGACAGAGUUACAAGGGGAAAGGGUGAAAUCCUGCCCCAUAAAAUUGGGACGACCCUUUAACCUCCAGAUACAGAUAUAGCUAUAGCAGUGGAGUGCUAAAGUUCAACAACCUAGCUUCAGAAAGGGGUCAGGUGGUGCUGCAAAUAAUUAU